Molecule: messenger RNA, 2006 nt
Organism: Dioscorea cayenensis subsp. rotundata (Guinea yam)
Lineage: Eukaryota; Viridiplantae; Streptophyta; Magnoliopsida; Dioscoreales; Dioscoreaceae
Product: multicopper oxidase LPR1-like
Exons: 3
Coding region: 135-1850 (571 amino acids)
Molecular function (GO): copper ion binding; oxidoreductase activity
Source: RefSeq, a predicted model, not a curated record
CCCUAAAAAAUUUUCGAUUAGAGCUUUCUCAAUGUGAGGCCAAUAUAAACCCUGGACGGCUGCCCCUUCUCCAAGCCCCUUCCAUUCUCUUCGUCUCUCCCUCUCCUUCUCCACUUUGGCUGAAGCUUGGAGCCAUGGAGAGGCUUCUUAUCUUGUUGAUAUCAUUGUUAAUGGCGAUGAGAAGCUCUUGGGGCGAUGAUAACAAGCUCUUAAGUCCGUCCAAGCUCGAGAUGUUCGUCGACGAUCUUCCGAUCAUGCCCAAAGUGCAAGGAUUCAGCGUCAGAGAUGAUGGUGCCCUUGUCCCUGGAAACCUCACCAUCGGCAUGUUCCAGAAGCUUUGGAAAUUCCACAGGGAUCUCCCAGCGACACGUGUCUUCGCGUACGGCCUCUCAAAGGAAUCAGCGACGGUGCCGGGCCCCACAAUCGAAGCUCGCCGCGGGGUCCACACAGACAUCACUUGGGAGAACCACCUCCCUUCCCGCCAUAUCCUCCCAUGGGAUCCCACCAUCCCCACCGCCAAACCCUCCUCCGGGGGCGUUCCCACCGUCGUCCACCUCCACGGCGGCGUCCACCCUCCCUUCUCCGACGGCAACUCCAACUCCUGGUUCACCUCCGGCUUCCACUCCACCGGCCCCACCUGGUCUUCUCCGACCUCCUCCUACCCCAAUGUCCAACCCCCCGGCAAUCUCUGGUACCACGACCACGCCAUGGGCCUCACCCGCGUCAACCUCCUCGCCGGCCUUAUCGGUGCUUACAUCCUCCGCGAUCCCUCCCUCGAAUCACCCCUUCCCCUCCCUUCCUCCCCUUUCGAUCUCAACCUCAUCGUCUUCGAUCGCAGCUUCCGAACCGACGGCUCCAUCUACAUGAACUCCACCGGCAACAACCCUUCGAUCCACCCUGAAUGGCAACCCGAGUACUUCGGCGACGCCAUCAUCGUCAACGGCAAGGCCUGGCCUCGUCUCCAUGUCCAGCGCCGCCGCUACCGCUUCCGGAUCCUCAACGCCAGCAACGCUCGCUUCUUCCGCUUCUCCUUCUCCAACGCUCUCCCCUUCUUCCAUAUCGGAUCCGACUCCACCUACCUCCCCAAACCCGUUAAGACCACCGGCUUCCUCCUCGCCCCAUCCGAGAUCGCCGAUGUCAUCGUUGACUUCUCCGACUCGCCGACCGACUCCGCGAUCCUCCUCAACCACGCGAAGUAUCCGUUCCCUUCCGGCGACCCCGUCGAUGAGAUCAACAGCAAAGUGAUGAAAUUCGUGAUCGAACGGCAGAGAUCUCCCGAUCCGUCACGGAUCCCGAGACAUCUCCUCCGCUUCCCCAAACCCUCGAUGCAAAGCGCUGUGAAAACGCGCUACAUCACGAUGUACGAGUACACGACCCCGAGCGAUGAACCGACUCAUCUCUAUCUCAACGGCAAAGCAUACGAAGAGCCGGCGACGGAGACGCCGAAGUCAGGAACGUCCGAGAUCUGGCACGUGAUCAAUCUAACGGAUGACAAUCACCCGCUGCACAUACACCUGGCCCACUUAUCAGUGCUGGAGCAACGCGAGAUUUUGGAGCUGGAGAAGUUCAAGGAUUGCAUGACCAGGUUGAACGACGCGAUCAAAUGCCACGUGGAUGAUCAUGCGGUUGGUAAAAAGGAUAAGGUGGCGAAGCAUGAGAGGGGUUGGAAGAACGUGUUCAAGGCUCAACCCGGGUUCGUGACUACGAUGUUGGUUCGGUUCAAGUUACUUGGACCGGGGAAUACGACGUACCCGUUCGAUGCCACCGCUGAACCGGGUUACGUUUACCACUGUCACAUAUUGGACCAUGAAGACAAUGCCAUGAUGAGACCAUUGAAACUCAAGCCAUAAAGAUCAUCAUCAUCUAUUGUACUGUGAUUGAUAUUUUGGGUUAAUAAUGUGUGUGAGUGUGUUCAAAGUGAAACAUUUAAGCAUUUUAAGUCACAAUGGCCCUGUUGUCUGACUUUCUUUACAUAUAUUUAGAAAAUGAAUAAUGUUAUGGUGUAA